Messenger RNA from Selaginella moellendorffii, 1191 nucleotides. Its product is annotated as probable NAD(P)H dehydrogenase (quinone) FQR1-like 1. NCBI's taxonomy places the organism in Eukaryota, Viridiplantae, Streptophyta, Lycopodiopsida, Selaginellales, Selaginellaceae. Gene Ontology annotation, molecular function: methyltransferase activity; NAD(P)H dehydrogenase (quinone) activity; FMN binding. The transcript is spliced from 11 exons. The record is from RefSeq and is a predicted model, not a curated record. Bases 5 to 1033 code for a protein of 342 amino acids.
GUUUAUGGCGCCGGCGGGAGCGCCACUGCGCGUCUUGGAGUUCUACAGCGGCAUUGGUGGCCUGCGAUUCUCACUCGAGGAGGCCAAGAUCGAUGCCACGGUCGUGGAGGCGUUCGAGAUAAACGAGCUCGCCAACGAUGUGUACGAGCGGAAUUUCGGCCAUCGCCCUAAUCAGGGAAAUAUCCAAAGGCUUUCCGUCAGCGAUCUAGACAAAUACGAGGCCGACGCAUGGCUGCUCUCUCCGCCGUGUCAGCCUUACACUCGACAAGGGCUACAGAAGGAUUCUGCCGACGCUAGAGCUUCGUCCUUUCUCAAGCUUUUGGACACGAUCUCUUCGCUGUCGAUUCCUCCGGCGCAUGUUUUUAUUGAAAACGUUGUUGGAUUUGAGACUUCGCAUACACGAAGUCAGCUGAUUAAAGUGCUCGAAGACACCGGUUUUAGAAUACAAGAGUGUAUUAUCAAUCCGCUCCAGUUUGGGAUUCCAUAUUCUCGGCCCCGUUACUUCUGCCUGGCCAAGCGUGAACCUUUCCAGUUUUCACGUUCCGACUUAAACGGGCAACUUGUUUCCUGCCCUUUCGAUUUUUCCACCAACAGGGACUUCCAUGUUGAAACUAAAACUGUCGGCGAGUACCUGGAAAAUCCUUCCGACUGCAUGGAAGACUAUAUGGUCCCGUCCACUACAAUUGCAAGAUGGGGAGAAGCUUAUGAUAUUGUUACACCCGAUUCCGGAAGAUGUUGCUGCUUUACAAAGAGCUAUGCACGAUAUGCCAAAGGCACUGGUUCCAUUUUAGUCACAAAUCCAUCCUUUUACAAGUAUUUUAGCAAGGACCCGGCUGAACUCAGUGACCUGGCAUGGUUGCAGUCUGCUGGCUUACGCUAUUUCACACCACGCGAGGUUGCAAAUUUCCAUUCUUUUCCAAAGGGAUUCGACUUUCCUGAUCACUUAUCUAUCAAACAACGAUAUGCUCUUCUUGGAAACAGCCUCAACAUCAAAGUCGUGGGAUACUUGUUAAACUACCUUUUUUCUACGUAACGCUGGCGUAGCCAUCGAAGCCCUGGUCCAAACCAAAGCCGUGGUUUUCUUUUCCUUCUCGUCUCACGAUAUUUCGUACGAACAUACGAAGGGGAGAUUUGGUCUGGGAGGCGUUUCUUACAUCUUCGAGCAAGUUUGCGAUGGCGGUCAAAGUUUAC